AUGGUGAAGCGGAAGAUGAGCACAGAGACAGCCUACAAGGUCCUGGUGAUCGGGCUGAUUGUGACCACGCUGUUAGCGUUUCUUCUGGCUGAUCUUCACCCCGAUGAUUUCUUGUCUGAGGUGACGACAAUGAGAUGGUCUGAGUGCAAGGAGUUUGCAUGGAUGCAGCAGUGCUUGGAGAACCACCCGCUCACUGGCCCAUCGGUGCUGGAUCAGAACGCGUUCUCAGCCACCAAAGGCUUCGUCAUCGCCUUCAACAGGAAGGGGAUCGACCGGUUCAAGAAGGACGUGCGCUUCGAGUGCCUGCAUGUCGUGACUCCUUACUUCGACAGAGCACUCUACGCUGGAGCCAACGCCUUCGUCAUGAACCUGCUAGUCUGCCAUACCCCGACGAAUGAGAGCGAUGUUGUCGUCAAUUUGCAUAUCGACAACACCAUUCAGUCAUGGUGGGUCGGAGAGAUCUUUGCCCAUCAGGUGAAUGUGCUCUACAUCUCGGUCUUCAAGUACAGCAAGACGGUGCCUGAAAUCGCCAAUCCUCCUCCUCCGGACGAGGAAGUCUUCCCGCAGGAGAACACCAUGGUCGCCUUCCGAGGCGACGCCUACCACCGGGUGAUGGGCUACCGGACGCAGAUCCAGAAGAAGCGCAUCUCGCUCGUGCUCGAGCAGUAUCAAGUGCCUUCAUGGGUGGAGUCACUGACCAAGACCUUCAAGUUCUUUCAACGGGAUAACAUGCCGAUGGUGUGA
Molecule: messenger RNA, 744 nt
Organism: Guillardia theta CCMP2712
Lineage: Eukaryota; Cryptophyceae; Pyrenomonadales; Geminigeraceae
Exons: 11
Coding region: 1-744 (247 amino acids)
Source: RefSeq, a predicted model, not a curated record